AGAGCAGUUUGGUAAAUCGUCAAAUGUUUGUCGUUUCGAAGUAAAGCACUAUACGUACUCGCUUUGUGAAUAAUCCUUAAAUUUACAAAACUAUUUGUAUUCAUUAAAUUAUAAUGAAGCUAAAUACAGUUAUAGGUGGCCUUUAUUAAAAAUACUCAUCUUGUUUUAUAAUAACCUCAAUUCCACAUUAAAAAUGGAGCUUCCGCAGCCGCCUCAAGAUCAGGAUCUUCGCAAUAUAAUUGAUAAACUAGCGCAGUUUGUCGCGAGAAAUGGCCCCGAAUUUGAGAAGAUGACGAAGAACAAGCAAAAGAACAACCCAAAAUUCAGCUUUUUGUAUGGCGGGGAAUAUUUCAACUAUUAUCAAUACAAAGUGACGACAGAGCAAGCAAGUAAGCAUUCUAAAGUGUCGUUGGAUGAAAUUGAAUGUAUCGCGGUCUCGUCCGAUCGCUGAUUGCGUACCGAUGUAUAACCGUUUCAAGUGAACCUCCGCUGUUUAUAGUUCUAAAGCAAUCGUCCGGUGGCCAGCCGGCACCUGCUCCCGCCGGGGCUUAUAUGGCACAGAACAGGCAAUAUGUAAUGCCCCAACAGGCCGCCGCAACGCCAGCUCAGCUAGGCCUCGCGGCUACGAUGGCUGCGGCGCCAGCGUUGCAGCAGUGGCUCGCCACCAACUCUGCUCCGUCCGCCCCUCCGCAGCACACUCAGCAUGACAUCGACAACGUCAAUGCACAGAUCAACAUGCUUAAAGAGCAGAUCACUCAGUCUGAAAGCAAUCUCAGUGCCCAACACACAGUAUUGAUCCAGCAACAACAGGCUAAGAUCAAUGAGCUGGUUAGCAAGGCUCAAGUGGAGACUAUCCAGAUGAUGGCAGAAGAAAACCAUAUAAGUCUUGGUGAAUUGGACAAUAUCUUACAGCCUAUCAUAGAUACAUGCACUAAGGACAGUAUCUCUACAGGGAAAGGGUGGAUUCUGCAGCAUGCUACAUCACAUGAUGCUGGAAAAGUCAUAUCACAGCAUCUCCUACGGAAAGUGACACAGCCAGGGGCAGCUUUCACACAGAAGCUGCACAUCAUUUACCUCGUCAAUGAUGUUUUGCAUCACUGUGCUCGCAAAAACGCAGAAGAUCUCAAGAAAAAUUUGGAAAAUGUGGUGGUUCCAAUGUUUUGCAAUGCCAGUAUAGCCGUAACCGAAGAACAGGAAGCUAAGCUUAACAAGCUGCUGCGCCUAUGGGAGUCCAAGUCCAAUUAUUUCGAGACUGCAGUUAUAGAGAAAAUGAAGAGUCCCACCAGUUCGUAUCAAGAAUAUCAGAACAACUUAAUAGCUCAACACUCAAAUGCAAUCUCUCAUUUGACUCAGCAGACGAAAUCCACAUUUGAAAAUUAUCAAACACAGCAUCAAGCAUUCGUCACUCACACGAUGCAACAAAUCCAGCAACUAGAAAUGCAAAAGCGUGCGAUUGAGCUACAAAAUCAAGACAAUGAUAACAUACAGCAACAGAACAAUGUACAAAAUUCUUUUCAAAACAACAAUAACUUUAAUGAUCAAAGCUUUUCACAAAUAAUCGGGUUUGAUCAAAGCUUCAACUCAAAUAACCAACAGUAUGGAAGUGAAAGUGGCGACAAUUAUGCAUCUAAUAAUAGCAUAAGUGGCAAUGAAAAUAGUUACGACAGUCAAACCUUUGAUCAAAUAACAAAUCAGAAGAGGAAUGAUAAUGUAGAGGAACCUGAUUUGGCGAAUCUACCGAACGUUAAUUUCUCUCAACCGCCACCCGGGUUCCCGCCUAAUGAUAAUUCGGCGUUGCUAGCAUUCCAAAAUGGUCUUCCGGAUCUUAGUAAACCGCCACCUGGUUUUCCUCCAUUCCCUGAGGUGAACAAUGAGGAUCUCAUGCCUUCAAUUCCAUAUUUUGAGCUUCCUGCAGGCUUAAUGGUGCCUCUUAUAAUGUUAGAAGACGACAGAUACAAACCAUUGGACCCAGCAAAAAUCAGGUUACCUCCUCCUGCACCACCAAAUGAAAGAUUACUCGCUGCAGUUGAAGCUUUCUAUGCAUCACCAAACCACGAACGUCCUAGAGACAAUGAAGGCUGGGAGAAACUUGGACUUUAUGAAUAUUACAAAGCUAAAAAUGCGGCACGAAAAAAUAAAGAAGAAGCAAUAGCACAAGGACUCAGAGAAAAAUCAAGAUCACCAAGUCCUAUUCCAAAAGAUUUACAGAAACAACCCACCCCUCCAGGAAGAAGAUACAGAUCAAAAAGUCCAACGCCGGAAAAGAAAUCUCCAGUACGGUCAAAGUCACGGUCGCCUUCACCCAGAAGAAAGACGUCAUGGCGAAGAGAAAGAGAAAGGGAAAGUCGCAGACGGUCCAGGUCACGGUCGAGAUCGCGGUCGCGAAGUCGCUCGCGAGAAAGAGAGCGGGAAAGAGAGAGAGAAAGGGACAGAGUCGAGUCACCGCGAACGAGACGCGUCGAGCGGUCAAGAUCGCCGACUCCUCCCAGCUUUCUUGGUGCCGCAUAUCCCAGUACAUCGAGCGGUUUGGACGCUAGCAAUAAGGGUCAUCAGUUACUACAAAAGAUGGGAUGGAGUGCAGGUGGACUGGGGGCUUCAGGCCAGGGCAUAGCGGAACCAAUCAGUGGCGGCACGGUCAGAGAUAAGCAGGAUCAAUAUAAAGGUGUGGGAGUAAAUCUAAAUGAUCCUUAUGAAAACUUCAGAAAGAACAAAGGUGCAGCAUUUAUAACAAGAAUGAAGGAGAGAGCUCUGGAACGUUCAUCGUGAUCACAGUUGACUUAUGUUUUGUGUAUAUGUGUACAAUUGAGAGUGUGGUUGGAUUAUGAUUUAUUUUAUCUAUAUCAUCUUAAAAUAAAGUUAUAUGAAUUUU
Diatraea saccharalis (sugarcane borer) is the source of this 2869-nucleotide messenger RNA. Lineage: Eukaryota; Metazoa; Arthropoda; Insecta; Lepidoptera; Crambidae. The record is from the annotation of a GenBank genome assembly.